Messenger RNA from Peromyscus californicus insignis, 7553 nucleotides. It is a transcript of the gene Kcnk10, whose product is annotated as potassium two pore domain channel subfamily K member 10. NCBI's taxonomy places the organism in Eukaryota, Metazoa, Chordata, Mammalia, Rodentia, Cricetidae. The coding region runs from base 545 to 2161 and encodes 538 amino acids. Gene Ontology annotation, molecular function: potassium ion leak channel activity. The record is from RefSeq and is a predicted model, not a curated record. Gene Ontology annotation, cellular component: membrane. Gene Ontology annotation, biological process: potassium ion transmembrane transport; stabilization of membrane potential. The transcript has 7 exons.
GUGGGGCGAGUGUUCUGUGAUCAGCCGAGCAAGGCUGAUGUGCCCGCCCGAGCGCGAGCGCGCGGCCGGGUGUGUGCGCGCCUGUGUGUGUAUGUGUAUGUGUGUGUGUGUGAGCGAGAGAGGGGGUACGAACACGCCUUUGGGGACCCGAGGGACUCUGCGGUGGGCUUCUCUCCGGCGUCGGCCCUGCGGCUGCUCAGCUUUGCAUCUGCCUAUCGCGCUUCUGCAGAAGCAACCCCGCUCUUUCAUCCUCUCGGAACCACCCUCAGCAUCCGAUCUUACUUUUUCUUUCACCCACGAGGGUAGCAGCUGGCCACCUCCUUAACCGGUGCAAACACCCAAGCCAGCGCUCAGUGCUCUCCUCAGCUAGUAUUUUCCCGCUUGUCUUUCCUUGGGGCUCCCCACGAGCCCCUCCAAUGCUCCUCCACCCUUAGAAAUUGUUCUGUUGGCCUGUUUAACCGAAGAGUUGUAAAUCUUGAAGACUUUAUUAUUAUUAUUAUUAUUUUGAUUCUUUUCAUUUCAUCCCCUUGUGGGCAACGGAGCAAUGAAAUUUCCAAUCGAGACGCCAAGAAAGCAGGUGAACUGGGAUCCUAAAGUGGCCGUACCUGCAGCAGCUCCACCAGUGUGCCAGCCCAAGAGUGCCACUAACGGGCACCAUCCGCUUCCCCGCCUCUCCAUUUCCUCCCGAGCCACGGUGGUAGCCAGGAUGGAAGGCGCCUCCCAGGGAGGCCUGCAAACAGUUAUGAAGUGGAAAACAGUGGUUGCCAUCUUUGUGGUUGUGGUGGUCUACCUCGUCACAGGUGGCCUUGUCUUCCGGGCAUUGGAACAGCCCUUUGAGAGCAGUCAGAAGAACACCAUCGCCUUGGAGAAGGCAGAAUUCUUGAGAGAUCAUAUCUGUGUGAGCCCCCAGGAGCUGGAGACAUUGAUCCAGCACGCGCUCGAUGCUGACAACGCAGGAGUCAGCCCAGUAGGAAACUCUUCCAACAGCAGCAGUCACUGGGACCUCGGAAGUGCCUUUUUCUUUGCUGGAACUGUCAUCACGACCAUAGGGUAUGGGAAUAUUGCUCCCAGCACCGAAGGAGGCAAAAUCUUUUGUAUUUUAUAUGCCAUCUUUGGGAUCCCUCUCUUUGGUUUCUUAUUGGCUGGAAUCGGAGACCAACUUGGAACCAUCUUUGGCAAAAGCAUCGCAAGAGUGGAAAAGGUUUUCCGAAAAAAGCAAGUGAGUCAGACCAAGAUCCGGGUCAUCUCAACUAUUCUGUUCAUCUUGGCUGGCUGCAUCGUGUUUGUGACGAUCCCUGCUGUCAUUUUUAGAUACAUCGAAGGGUGGACAGCCUUGGAGUCCAUUUACUUUGUGGUGGUCACUCUGACUACAGUAGGCUUUGGUGAUUUCGUGGCAGGGGGAAAUGCUGGCAUCAAUUACCGAGAGUGGUAUAAGCCGCUGGUGUGGUUUUGGAUCCUCGUCGGCCUUGCCUACUUUGCAGCUGUCCUCAGUAUGAUCGGAGACUGGCUGCGGGUUCUAUCCAAAAAGACGAAAGAAGAGGUGGGUGAGAUCAAAGCCCACGCAGCUGAAUGGAAAGCUAAUGUCACCGCCGAGUUCCGGGAAACGAGAAGGCGCCUCAGCGUUGAGAUCCAUGACAAACUGCAGCGAGCAGCUACCAUCCGCAGUAUGGAGCGCCGGAGGCUGGGCUUGGACCAGAGGGCCCACUCGCUGGACAUGCUCUCCCCUGAGAAGCGUUCUGUCUUUGCAGCCUUGGAUACAGGCCGCUUCAAGGCCUCAUCCCAGGAAAGCAUCAACAACCGACCCAACAACCUGCGCCUUAAGGGGUCAGAACAGCUCAACAAACACGGGCAAGGCGCUUCUGAGGACAACAUCAUCAACAAGUUCGGGUCCACCUCCAGACUCACCAAGAGGAAAAACAAAGAUCUCAAAAAGACCUUACCCGAGGAUGUUCAGAAAAUCUACAAAACCUUCCGGAAUUACUCUCUGGAUGAAGAGAAGAAAGAGGAGGAGACAGAAAAGAUGUGUAACUCAGACAACUCUAGCACAGCCAUGCUGACAGAAUGUCUACAGCAGCAAGCUGAGAUGGAGAACGGAAUGGUACCCACGGACACCAAAGACCAGGGGCUGGAGAACAACUCCUUACUUGAAGACAGAAACUAAAUGUUAAAGACUCUGGAGUUGGACUAAGUGUUGUCUUGUUUUUGUGGUUUGGUUUUGUUUUCCUUUUCUCUUCUUUUUAAAUAUUCACACUGAGACACGUGCCUUAAACAGACUUCUUGUUAGUCCAAAAUUACAUAACAUUGAAGACUAUAUUUCACUGUGCCAUACACGACUGAAAGCUGGCUCGGCCAAAGGGAAAUCAGACAAGAGCUUCAUUUCAGAUAGUGGCGGCAGGACACACGGGGAGGGGUUGCAUACAUAGCAGGUGUCGGGCUGUCCCUGUGAGGGGCCUCCCAAUGGCGAUGCCGUAGCCCUCACACAGCACCACUGACAUGGCACGUAGACGUGGGCAGCUAUUCCUUAGACUAGCCUCUGAGAGGACAGGUUUGUCUUUUGAAUGGAGUCUCCAUUCCUGAACCUACCUUUAGUGAUAGGUUGCACACAACAGGGGCAGCUGUUCGCAGGUGACCUGGUAACUCUAGCUAGGGUUUGAAUGGGUAUGUUGGCAUGUCCUCAGCUUGAAUUUUGACAGGCCACAGUGCAGAACACCUACAAAAUGAACAUCCGUGGGACCCAAGAGUACCUGGAAUUUGUGGGAAGCUGAUCAGAGCACACGUUUUAUAAGGUGCAAUUGCUUUUCUCAUUAAAAGAAAAAAAUCACAGACACAUCCCACUGUGGAUAUCUCCUUAACCAAUGACAGAAGCCCACUGAACUUUGUCCUUUUCCAGGGAUAGGUAGUCCAGGCAGGCUUGCAAGUAUUGGUGAAAACACCACCUCAGCCACUGCCUGGUUGAAAGGCAAAUCAUGCAUUGUCUUCAGUGGGUGUGAAGGUCAAAAUAAACUGAUUUUGGAACAUUCAUACUCACUUUUCUAUGGGAACUUUAAUUAUAACUUGUUUUGAUAGGAGGGAGGAAAUACCAAAAUUAUUGCCUUUGCAUGAUGCCAGUGGCUUGCUGUUCUGUCUAGCUGAUACUCAUUUUUUUUUAAAUAAAAAUAAAUAUAGACAUCUUGUGUUUAUGAGACACACCAAGGAGGACCGUGGCAUCUUUCCAUCUCAGGGCUUUUUGUCCUUUUGGGUGUCAUAGAGUAGACAUAGCUAUUUCCAUACAAAAGGAAAAUGAAUCUCUCACUCAAUCCUUGUACAUUAAGAUUGAAAUGGUUUAAGUUGUUUGCAGCUUAAGUGCCAUUAAUGCCAUUUAAAAAAUAACACUGAAAAGGAGUAUUCAAAAUAGUUCACUUCAUUCUUGUGUUUUAUCGUGUCUUUAUCAAUUUCAUUUUAUGCCUGUGUUUCUUUAUGCCUUUAUUAUGCUGAUAUAACCCUUCCUCACCUGUUCUUCUCACACCUGUUAUUCACUCAAAUGGUAACUCUCCUUCUAGGCAAACGAUGAUUAACAUGUAAUAGCUAUGAUUGCUUAUCACGUUACAAUGUUCGGUGAAGGAACGUUGUGGGAAAGGUCCAACGGUAGGUUGGGAGGAUGUUUUUUGUUUUUUGUUUUUUUUUUUUUUUUUUUUUUUUUUUUUUUUAAUCAGAAAUCCACAGUAGGCUUCUGUCUCACCUGUAUAUGCUUCGGCUUUCAUCAGAUUUGGCCGGCGUGUUGGUUCAGCUAGCUGGUGAUCUGGGCCCCUGCACUUAAACAUUUGGACCGUAUAAUAUGAGACAAUUGCUGGCUAUGGGUCUUCUAGACUCAGAACCAUCUUUGGGGAGUUUAUGUAAUUUUCUAUAACUAAUUCACAGAGCAUAUUUAACAAAAGAUCAUAGCACAAGUGGAGACUCCCAGAAACCAUCUACCAUUUUCUAACUCUGAGGGGAAAAUUAUACCCACUGCCUCCUUGACCACUGGUACCAUGGAAGACCCAUCACCCCUGCCUAUUUCCCUCAAAUGCCCCGCUUACAGCUGUCCCCUUCUUGAAGCACAGAAGCCCGUUUCCCAGAUCCCAAACCUUCAGAAUCUUGUUAGAGAUCUGAGAAGUCAAAGAAGAAUCACUAUGGUGAGGUCUUUUCUGUCAAGGGUUUGUCUGAGAUAACUCCUCCACCAGAACAGAACAUUGGCUCACUGGUGUUCCUCACAGUGCUGUGUAGACUCUUGGAAAUGAUGUGUAUACAGGUGUGGACACUGGGCUUUCAUUAUGGCAAGGGUCCAGUCAGGGUCAUUAUGUGUUAAAGAACAGAUAAGUGGGAUUUCUCUUGUUCUGACAAGUUUCCCAAUGAAACUGCACGUGGAUCUCAUUCAUUUAGGUUUCCACUGUGUGGUACCUUGCUAUGUCUUUAUGGUUGUGUUAAAACUGCAGGCACUGGAUCUGUAUCCGGUAGAGAAGCACCCCUGUCAUUUAUUCAGUGCCUUUCACGGACUUGGCACUGAAUGGUACGUUUUACGGUACUCACUGAAACCUCACCAUAUUGCAUUGGGGAAGCAUUUACAGAUUUUUUGUAGAGAUGAGGACACAGAGACUCAGGGAGGCUAACUUACCAGUAGUACACAGCAAGAAGGGGGUAGAGUCUGUUUUCAGUUUCUCUACAGUGUCCACAGUAUGGACCCUUGUGAAUGAGAGUGUGUGCAUGUGUGUGGUUGUGGGUGUUGCAAGUGUGCGCAUGCACACGUCUUACAAGUUUCAAUGAGCACAGUUGACAGAGGUGAGGUGAAAAUAGGCAUUUUUACCCCAUGAAGACAUGAAGUUUUGGAGUAAACCUGGCCUAAAAGGUUGCCCUCAAAGAUACCUACUGUAUGCUCUUGGCUUGGGGAUGCCCUAGGCAGCACCUUUUCUAUAUUGCUAGAAAUACCCCUCAAAAGCACUCCUUUGCACUUUACUUGAUUUUCUUGGGGGAACUCUUCAUACAGCAGGAAUUAGACAGCUCAGAGGUUUGAGAUACGUGGCUGACCAAAUGGAAGAGGUGCACAAGUUGGCGUGUGCAUAGAUGUAUUCACAAGAAUCAAACUGCAGUAAUACUGAGAAUCAAACAUAACCUUGGAUUGAGAGUAUGUAACCCAUUCCCUGAGUGUUGGAUACAGGUUCUAAAUGAUGUCAAAGAAGACCCUCUAUGAAGAUAGUGUAUGUGGAAAAAGUGUUCUAAAAACUGUGAAGUACUCUCCAAAGGAGAAGCUGAAGAGGGAAUGAGAAAUUUAAUUUCUCUUCAUUUGUACAUGCUAAGCCUGUAGGUAUUGGUUGUUUGGAUGUUACCCCUAUAAAGAUAGGGGUAAAUAACAUGCAGAACAUGUGUGAUAAGACAGCUGCUAUGUGUUACAUACAAGCAUCAUCCCAGCCUCUCCCCUCCCCAUCAGAACCCCCUGCCCCUCUUAAACCCAGGAUAAAUGGAUGGAUGUUACACUUGGGAAGGGCACAUGUUUGGUAUCUUCAGCAGGCAGUGUUGUGCUUCAUUUGGCAGCUGGAUCCAGAAGAGUUUUCUCAUCUGGAAGUUCAUUAGUGAGAGCCAAAGGAUAGUUUGGAGAGGCUCUAUUAUAUACCCAGUCCUAACUCAGUAAUGAUUCACUCUGGCAGUUUGGCAGUUUGGGUAUAGGGCUGUACGGUGCGUAUGUGGGUGGCAUGUGUGGUGAGAAAGAGGUCACUGGCCUAUAAUUCAGGUAUCUGGGACUACUGUUUGUGCUCGUCCACAUCACAGUUUAUGCUCAUGGGCACACUGCUUCCCUGUACCUCAACUGCACACCAAGAAAACUGAGCAUAGAUUACUACCAAACCCUUUUCCAGUUGUAUAGUGCUCUGAGAGAACAUUUCCCAGUCCAUGAGUUAAUUUAAUCAGAAAAUUAUUGAGUUGGAUUUUUGAAUAUUGACUAAUGGCCCCAUUCCUACCCUUGGUGUUUGUUUUCUGCAUGGUUGGUGGAGACCAGAUGUAUUCGAGAGACUGGUGUCCAAAUUAUAAUCAUAUUCCGUAUAGGGUCUAUCCACUGAUCUAGUCUGGCACCCCUUCACCUGGCAGCUCACUGGAUGCAGUUUUUUUUUGGGGGGGGAACAUGUAGGGGGUGGGUCAGGGCAAUGACGUUAUGACUAGUCAAAGGAUUGUAAGCCACUGCUGUUUGCACUCAGUUGUACUAAAGGUUCCAUUUGAUUGUGUUGUGAAUUCAGGUCCUUCUCCCUCCCUCCUUCCGGUACGCAAAGGCACACGUGCAAGUGGGAAAUGACUUUUUGGGUUCCAUGGGGACAACUUCAUGUGAAAAGUUCUAGUUGUGCUAAACAGGAGCAAACAACCCCUCCCCGCCUUCUGAGGUGUCAUUUCUGGGGGAAGUCAAAGCUGCAUACCUAUGUGUAUGCUUGGUUUGGGGGAGGCGGUUAGUGAAAAUGUGUGCCAGGGUUCUGAUUGAGGUGGUUGUGGCUCACUGGACUGGGGAAGAAUGUCAACCAUCCAGUGUGCAGAAUGGUUUCAGCCUUAGAGCAAAGACACCAGAAGGGAAGGAAGCCAAACAAGCUCGCAGAGGCUCUCUAGAAAAGAAAGCCAGCCCUGCCACCUCCUGCAGUUUGGCCUCCUGCUUUUGCCAGUGCUUCAUGUCCGGCAGUCUUUCUCAUCAUUAGGAUACGACUGUGUGCAAAGACAGAGGCUGAGGGGACAGGGGAAGCCGCUCCCGCUACAGCGUAACAACUGGUUAGUAACAGCCUCAACAAGACACACGAUACCACUUUCAUUUGGCAUUGCGGAUGCUGUCGAGUCUGCAUACAGUGUGGCAGCUACAUGGCUCUGAUAAAGUCCCGCAUUCUGCCCUUGUGCGACAGCCACGUUACACCUCACCGCCUUUUCCAUGUUCCAUGUGUUUCAUGGUCCCUUCAUGUCUGAAGAUCAUACAACACCAGCUUAGCGCGGUAUAGAGAAGUGAGAGGUGUUUCCGACUUACUGGAUGGGAUUAUCAUUUUCACAGGUGCCUGAGAUUGGGGACCCCCUUAUGUUCUUUGUCCUUAAGUGAAAACAAAACAGUUUCCUAGGCGUUAAAAAGAAACCUUUUUGAGAAGACUUCCAGUCCAUCAUCUCAGUAGACUUGUGCCAUGGAGGCUGCUGCACAGUCUGUUCCCUGUGGCUAGGGCUCUAGCUCUAAGCGGGAAGCUGCAGCCAUGCCUAGAAGUGAAAUGCAAAUCACCUUGUAUGCUAACCUUUGUUCCUUUUCUGUCCCAGAACUUCAGGCAAGGGAUGACAGAUGAUAAUCACACGUGUGGAGAUGUUUUACCUAUUUUUCUCUUUGUAGGAUUUCAUGGUGCUUUUCUUUUUCUUUUUUAAAAGGCAUUUUACAGUUAAUAAUGUGUUGGGGGGCAUUUCGUAUUGUUCUUAGGAGGAGAAGUGGGAAAUUUGCUUGUAACAUUUCAAUAAGCUGUGCUGCUACUGUCCUUAUUUGAUGAUGUAAUAUUUUUUUUCCAAUGAUGGAGAACAUUGCAACAAAGACCUGGUAAAUCCAA